CUUCUCUGGGCUGCGUGAACGUCGAUUGGCUGAGGAGGUCUUACGGCAGUCCGAAGAGCACUACAUUAACUUAAAAUUUUCGCUUUUCGUUCUCAGACGGCGGAGCGGGGACAGCGAACAGUUUUCUCUUUCGUAAAACAUAGCAGCAGAAGCCGGAAAAAUGUCAAAGGGAACAGCAGUCGGCAUUGAUCUGGGAACAACCUACUCUUGUGUAGGUGUAUUUCAGCAUGGCAAGGUGGAAAUCAUUGCCAAUGACCAGGGCAACAGGACCACGCCUAGCUAUGUUGCAUUCACCGACACUGAAAGGUUGAUUGGUGAUGCUGCGAAGAAUCAGGUUGCAAUGAACCCAACCAACACAGUUUUUGAUGCCAAGCGUUUGAUUGGCAGACGGUUUGAUGAUCCCAUUGUACAGGCUGACAUGAAGCACUGGCCCUUUAAUGUCAUCAGUGACAGUGGUCGCCCAAAAGUGGAAGUGGAGUACAAGGGGGAGACAAAGAGCUUCUAUCCUGAGGAGAUCUCUUCCAUGGUUUUGGUUAAAAUGAAGGAAAUUGCUGAAGCAUAUCUAGGAAAGUCUGUGUCAAACGCUGUCAUAACAGUGCCCGCCUACUUCAAUGAUUCCCAGCGUCAGGCCACGAAGGACGCUGGUACAAUUUCUGGUCUCAAUGUACUGCGUAUCAUCAAUGAACCUACUGCUGCCGCCAUUGCGUACGGCUUGGACAAGAAGGUUGGUGCUGAAAGAAAUGUGCUGAUCUUCGAUCUUGGGGGUGGCACUUUCGAUGUAUCCAUCUUGACUAUCGAGGAUGGAAUCUUUGAAGUGAAGUCCACUGCCGGAGACACCCACUUGGGUGGUGAAGACUUUGACAACCGCAUGGUGAACCACUUUAUUGCCGAGUUCAAGCGCAAGUACAAGAAAGACAUCAGUGACAACAAGAGAGCUGUUCGCCGUCUCCGCACUGCCUGUGAAAGGGCAAAGCGCACCCUCUCCUCCAGCACUCAGGCCAGUAUUGAGAUCGACUCCCUGUACGAGGGCAUCGAUUUCUACACCUCCAUUACCAGAGCUCGCUUUGAAGAGCUGAAUGCCGACCUGUUCCGUGGCACCCUGGACCCAGUGGAGAAGUCCCUUCGUGAUGCCAAGAUGGACAAGGCCCAGAUCCACGACAUUGUCCUGGUUGGAGGUUCUACUCGUAUCCCGAAGAUCCAGAAGCUGCUACAAGACUACUUCAAUGGAAAAGAACUGAACAAGAGCAUCAACCCCGAUGAGGCAGUUGCCUAUGGUGCAGCUGUCCAGGCUGCUAUCCUGUCUGGUGACAAGUCUGAGAAUGUUCAGGAUCUGCUGCUACUAGAUGUCACCCCUCUGUCCCUGGGAAUUGAGACUGCGGGUGGUGUCAUGACUGUUCUGAUCAAGCGUAACACCACCAUUCCAACCAAGCAAACUCAGACAUUUACUACGUACUCUGACAACCAGCCUGGAGUGCUUAUCCAGGUCUAUGAAGGUGAGCGAGCCAUGACCAAGGACAACAACUUGCUGGGCAAGUUUGAGCUGACUGGAAUCCCUCCUGCACCACGUGGUGUUCCCCAGAUUGAAGUCACCUUUGACAUUGAUGCUAAUGGUAUCCUGAAUGUGUCUGCUGUUGACAAGAGCACAGGAAAGGAGAACAAGAUCACCAUCACUAAUGAUAAGGGUCGUCUUAGUAAGGAAGAGAUUGAGCGCAUGGUCCAGGAAGCUGAGAAAUACAAGGCAGAGGAUGAUGUCCAGCGUGACAAGGUUUCUUCUAAAAAUUCUCUGGAGUCUUACGCUUUCAACAUGAAAUCCACUGUGGAAGAUGAGAAAUUGCAGGGGAAGAUCAGUGAUGAGGACAAGCAGAAGAUCCUGACAAAAUGCAACGAGGUCAUCACUUGGCUGGAUAAGAACCAGACUGCAGAAAAGGAGGAGUAUGAGCAUCAGCAGCAGGAGCUGGAGAAGGUGUGCAAUCCCAUCAUCACCAAGCUGUACCAGAGUGCUGGAGGCAUGCCUGGAGGGAUGCCGGGUGGCAUGCCUGGGGGCUUCCCGGGGGCUGGCGGUGCCCCCUCCGGUGGUGGAUCCUCAGGACCAACCAUUGAGGAAGUUGAUUAAAUUGUAAAAGCAAUCAAGUGAACCCCAGGAACCCAGUCAGUUAGCAAAGACUGGGCAUUAGUUAAAUUAUUUAAGCAAAACAAAGUUGCUGUUCUGAAAUACUUGAACAUGUGCCCUGUGGCACUGCUGAAGCUGACUGUGUCCUGGUGAAUAAAUAUUUCAAACCUAA
Molecule: messenger RNA, 2282 nt
Organism: Paramormyrops kingsleyae
Lineage: Eukaryota; Metazoa; Chordata; Actinopteri; Osteoglossiformes; Mormyridae
Product: heat shock cognate 71 kDa protein
Molecular function (GO): ATP-dependent protein folding chaperone; ATP binding
Source: RefSeq, a predicted model, not a curated record